CGCGGGGGGCGCCGGGAAGGCGGCGGCGCGCGGGCUCUCGGGAGCGCGGCGGGCGGGCGGUGCGCGGUCCCGCGGGGGGCGCGGCCGGGGCGCGCCGCGACACGUGGCCGGGGCCGGGGCCGGGACAGCGACAGCGACAGCGGCGAUGGCGCAGCUCACGGCGCGGUUCCGCACCGAGAACCGCAGGUUCGCCGUGGAGGAUGUGCCCUUCUCGGUGCCUGCCACCUCCGAGACCACCGACCUCAGCCAGCUCAUCAACAAGCUGCUGGCCGCGGCGCACGCGGAUCACAAGUAUGUGGAAUUUGACUUCCUUAUCAAUGGCCAGUUCUUGCGACUGCCGCUGGUCACACACAUGGAAAUGGAAAAUAUUUCCACAGAAGAAGUGGUGGAAAUAGAGUAUGUGGAGAAAUACAUGGCCCCUCAGCCAGAAGAAUGCAUCUUCCAUGAUGACUGGAUCAGUUCUGUCCAAGCCACUGAAGAAUGGAUAUUAACUGGCUGCUAUGACCAGACUGCUCGGAUCUGGUCUGUGGAAGGAAAAUCCAUCACGACAAUAGCUGGGCACACAGAAGUAGUCAAGGAUGUGGCCUGGGUGAAGCAAGAUAGUUUAUCGUGCCUGUUACUCAGUGCUUCCAUGGACCAAACUGUCCUGCUCUGGGAGUGGAACGUGGAGAAAAACAAAGUGAAAGCCCUUCACUGCUGCAGGGGACACGCUGGCAGUGUCGAGUCUGUGGCUGUUGAUUGUACAAGAACCAAAUUCUGCAGUGGAUCCUGGGAUAAGAUGUUAAAGAUCUGGUCUGCAGUACCUACAGAUGAAGAGGAUGAAAUGGAAGAAGCAGCUAACAGACCACGGAAAAAGCAGAAAACAGAACAGCUUGGACUAACAAGGACUCCCCUGGCAACCCUCUCUGGCCACACAGAAGCCAUCUCCUCUGUGCUGUGGUCAGAUGCUGAAGAAAUUUGCAGCGCAUCGUGGGACCACACCAUUAAACUCUGGGAUGCUGAGACUGGAGAUCUCAAAUCAACUUUGACAGGAAACAAAGUGUUCAACUCUGUCUCCUACUCACCCCUGUGUCGGCGCCUUGCAUCAGGGAGCACUGACAGACAUAUCAGGCUCUGGGAUCCUCGCAGCAAAGAUGGCUCCUUGGUUCUCCUGUCUCUGACUUCUCACACAGGCUGGGUGACAUCUGUGAAGUGGUCACCUACCCACGAGCAUCAGCUGAUCUCUGGUUCUCUGGACAACAUUGUGAAGCUUUGGGACACAAGGAGUUGCAAAGCUCCUCUGUAUGACUUGGCUGCUCACGAAGACAAGGUUUUGUGUGUGGACUGGACAGAAGCAGGGCUGUUACUGAGUGGAGGAGCAGACAACAAACUGUAUUGCUACAGAUACCCAGCUACAGCCUCUGAUGUUGGGGCAUGAAGGUCAACAGCCAGAAGAUUUUUAAAAAAAAAAAAAAACAAAGAUUUUUGCAGCAGUUGCUCUCUAUUAGCAGCUCUAUACAAGCAAUUCUGAAGAAAGGAGGAGUUUAUUGCUCAGAGAGCUGUUCCUGCUUUUGUAUUGGUAACCUUCAUCCAUAUUGGUCACAGAAAAAUAGCAAAGCCCAAAUGGGAUUCAUGUGAAACAAAGCAAAGGUCAUUUCCUCCCUUUUUGAUGGCUUUGAAUUAACAUCUUUUAAAUUGCUGUUUGUAUAGCCCUUUUAAUAAGAAGUAAACUCUUCACUGAUAUUACAGAAAAACUACUCAAUGACUAAAUUAUUUUUUGAGUUUACCUGCUUUAUGUUGGGAAAAAAUAAAGCUUUUAUCAACAGUU
Molecule: messenger RNA, 1807 nt
Organism: Passer domesticus (house sparrow)
Lineage: Eukaryota; Metazoa; Chordata; Aves; Passeriformes; Passeridae
Gene: WDR12
Product: WD repeat domain 12
Exons: 13
Coding region: 146-1417 (423 amino acids)
Biological process (GO): ribosome biogenesis; maturation of 5.8S rRNA from tricistronic rRNA transcript (SSU-rRNA, 5.8S rRNA, LSU-rRNA); maturation of LSU-rRNA from tricistronic rRNA transcript (SSU-rRNA, 5.8S rRNA, LSU-rRNA)
Cellular component (GO): PeBoW complex; preribosome, large subunit precursor
Molecular function (GO): protein binding
Source: RefSeq, a predicted model, not a curated record